This is a messenger RNA of Helobdella robusta, 2190 nucleotides long. RefSeq lists its product as hypothetical. The record is from RefSeq and is a predicted model, not a curated record. Bases 94 to 2190 code for a protein of 698 amino acids. The transcript has 10 exons. Gene Ontology annotation, molecular function: protein binding; ubiquitin-protein transferase activity. Gene Ontology annotation, biological process: organelle organization; protein ubiquitination. NCBI's taxonomy places the organism in Eukaryota, Metazoa, Annelida, Clitellata, Rhynchobdellida, Glossiphoniidae.
ACAGAACCGUUUAGUUUAUGAAUGAAACAAUGUCGUGACUUUAAAUUAUUCGUAUAAGCAACGAUUUCUUUUUUUUUCUUAUUUCUAUAAAAAAUGUCGAUAGGAGAUUAUUUAGAUGUCAUCUUGUUAGGAGUUGAUUCGCUGGUAGCGUUUGCGUUCUACAGGGCUUACAAAUCUAUCCAGCAUGAAGCUCACCUCGUUGAAACAGCCCCCUGUUAUGAAAUAGGCAAGCAGUUGAAUGAUGCAAUAAAUGAGGCUCCUAACAAAUGUCUCCCAUAUGUCACGAUAGUUGGGAGUGUGAAAGCCCUGGAGCAUCCUGUGACCGGGGUACAGUCAAGUUUGUCAGGUGUGCUGACCUGUAGUGAGAUGUUCGAGCACAGAUCCAUCAGAUCAUCUGCUGGAUGGCACGACGUUUCAAACAAACUGACGACAUUCACUGAUGCCUGCCGGUUCUCCCUGGUCAACCCUUGCUUUGAAGCACCUGAGCAACUUGCGGCAGGCUGCAUCGAAGUGACGAACGUGAUGGACUCUGAUUACUUGCUGGACAGCUUGCCCGUUGUAUACUCCAGCUACGAACCUUUCCGCGGGGGCACUCUGACUCGCUGUCUGGACGUUAUCACGGGCAACUUAAUCCGCGGUCAUCACCUCACAGAACGAAUUUUAAAGGAAGACGCCACGUUACUGGCGGUCGGUCGGGUGUGUGCCACUACCACACCGACCUCACAAGUAUCGAUCAAAACCGGAUUUUGUUUGAAUCCUGGCCUGCAGAUUGGACCGCCCCUAGAUAGCAACUGCCCCUUUGUGCUGAGUUUGAUGAAUAAGAACCAGGUUGUUGAGUCUAUCAGAGGCAGAUCUCAGUGCUACAAAGUAACCUGCUACAUAUUCAGUAUCAUCGGUGUUGGCUUGUUGGGCUACAUCGCCUACAGACUAUCAAAGAGAUGGAAGUUGUUUGGUAAGGACACGUCGGAAACAGGUGUUAAUCCGAGUUUGUCGAUACUGGCGGAAUCAGGUCAGCCGGCUGACUCGCCGUGCGUCAUAUGUUUGACGCGCUUCAAGGAGCUUGUCCUCAUGCCAUGCCGUCACAUGUGCGUUUGCUCCGCUUGCUACGACAACAUCAUCACUCCCAAAAAAUGUCCCAUCUGUAGGGCGGAUAUGAAUUUGGAGAAGUUUAUCAGCCAUAUAACAACCGACAAUAAUUUGAACGACGAAAGUAAAAUACAGAAAAUGGAUGAAUUCAUCGAAGAUUAUGAAGUAAAUUUCAUAAAAGAUAAGAUUAUGUCACAACACAUGGUCAGAAAUGGAACAUGGGUUGUUGAAAAACCUGAGGAGUCAAUAAAGAACAAGGAAGUUAACACGGAGAAUAAAUCGAAAAUUCUGCACGACGACCUGAUGAUUUUGUGGAAGAAGAUAGAGUAUGCCAGAAGUGAGCAGGAAAAGAAGAUGAUGAAACUGAGAGAAUAUUCUGAAAAAAUUGAGCGAAUGAUUCAUCACGUGGAAGUGUCCUGCGGGGACUACCAGCUCCUCUGGAAGGUUCGAUAUUUCGAUCAAGCUGCGAAGGAUGCCAAAGAUGGCAUAAAAGUGAGCAUAUUGAGUCCUGUAUUUGAUAGCCACCGAAAUGGGUACAAGAUGCAGCUCAAUCUCUAUCCCAAUGGAGAAGGAGAGGCCCGACACACCCACGUCUCCAUGUUCAUCACCGUGAUGAAGGGUGCAUCUGAUUCAUUCCUUCCUUGGCCAUUUGAGUGUCCAAUCACAUUCGCUCUUAUCUGCCAGAACCAGAAGCAACGCCAACAACAUCUACAACAGCAGCAACUACAACAACAGCUAGAGCAUUCACAAAAGCAGCACAACCAUUCGGACGAAAUCGUGAAAACCUUCGAAAGCGAACACGCGAAAAAAGCAAAUUUGACAAAAACAGAGAUCCCAUCAUUUGCUUCCAUGCCAACAUCCGCAACAUUUUUAUCAUUUCCAUCGGCAGCAUCAAUACCACUUUCAUCACAUUCCCUCAAUGAUCAUGUCUUCAUGUUUAAUCCGAAGUCUGACCAGAGUUAUGAAGAAUAUUUUAAAAAACCAGUAGAGGAGAAAAACAAAAGUAUAUCGGAAUUCAUAUCUCUCAAUGAUUUAUACGGAGGUGGGUUCGUUGAAAAUGAUUGCAUAUGUAUUAAGGUUUUGGUAGACGUCUCAAGGAUUUAA